This is a messenger RNA of Botrytis cinerea B05.10, 4305 nucleotides long. RefSeq lists its product as hypothetical. NCBI's taxonomy places the organism in Eukaryota, Fungi, Ascomycota, Leotiomycetes, Helotiales, Sclerotiniaceae. Bases 726 to 3692 code for a protein of 988 amino acids. The transcript has a single exon. The record is from RefSeq and is a predicted model, not a curated record.
GUCUGGGACUUGAUUCUCUCAACAACAACAACAACAACAACCACAACAACAACAACCAUAUCAUGACUCGAAGAAUCCGAAUUCAAUCUUCAACGGUCAAGCCAGCCUCCUCAAUUAAACUUUAAUCCGGUCUUCAUACUAUCCAUCUAUCUACACAUACAUACCAUUGCGAGAAAUUCAUUCAUUCAUCCAUCCAUUCGUUCAUCGAGGUCAUUGUACAACUUCAUCCUACUGCUUUAUUUAAUCUGUGCCUGCCUAGGUCCUGAGGGAUUCCACCCAGCUUUACAUCUUACAUUGCAUUGCAUUGCCGAUACAUGACAUUGUCUUCGAUUCUUCUGGAAGGCGGAUACGAAAGAUUACUGUACUCUUUAUUCUUGACUCGUUACUCUUCCUCGUUACUCUCCACGCUGUACCCUUUCUCCUCUUUAUUGUAGUUACUAUUUUCGUGGGUCUUUGGAAUCCACGUCGAAUGUACGGUUCAUCAUUCAAUUCAAUUCAAUUCAAUUCAACUCAACUCAACUCAACUCAAUACCAGCAUUCACUGUACGCAACAGUCAUCAUUUCUCAAUCAAUCACAUCAUAUUUACAUGCCUGCCUAGGCAUUCGUCCCCAAGCAAGUAGCAACUACCACCAUCUGCAACCUGCGAACACUCUCAACCUUCAUCCUCAAUAAAAAUCCACCGCCCCACCCAAAAGGACCCCAGCCAUACCUAUACAUAUACACAAUGCGUCGCGCAUCUCAAGAUAUGAGUGAUCCCGAUCGUAACAUUAUGGAAUCAAACGGUAUGCCAGAAGAUCCUGUAGACCUCGAUCUCAUAUCCGAGAGAGAAGACUCGCCUUCAAAUCGAAUUCACACACCACCACCACGCAUCGCUGCAAGAUUCUAUCGCCCCAUCAACAAUCGUCGUAAAUCCUCGGCUGCCUCCUCGAGACGAAAUUCCAUUUCAUCGGUUCACUCACAUGGUUCGAGUCGUCAUGCGGCGGGCCACGCCGGGAUGCCGGGUCCGCAGAGUAAUUACAUCGCUCAACAUCUACGUCGAGCGAGUAUACUCGAAGACCGAAAGGCUAGAUUGGCCGAUAGAGCAGCGCAUGCGGAGAAAGUUAGAUUGAGGGCGGCAUUAGCCAAGGCAGCACCGAGAAGUACUACGAAUACAGAGGAAAGAGCUUUAGCAGCGCAACAAGCGAGAGAGAAGAACCUGGCAGAGAUCGUAGCGAGUUGUGCGGAAGAAGUAAAGAGGGCAAAGGGAAUUGCGGAGAGUAUGAAAGAGAGAAGGGAAUUGGAAGGGAAGAAGCUUAGAAAGGAGAUGGAGGAAAAGCUUGCCGAGGCUGAAAGGAGGCGAGAGGAAAUCUUGAGUCGAAAUAAUAACGGCAAACAACGAGGGAGAAGUUUGAGUAAUAUGAGAAAGAGUUCGAGUCCAAGUCCAGUUGCGGAAAUCAAGAAAGCACCCCUUACCGAGUCAGCGGCAGCAAAAAUAAUUCAAACGAGAUGGCGAAUCCAUAGACGUUGGAGGGCACUACAUGAUUUUGCAGAAUUGGGGCUCACAAUUGAUGGAGUUCGCGAGACAUCAUUUGAGAAAGUAGUUGAUUUAUUAGCACAAGAGAAAGUUCUCGUUAGUACGGCACGUAUUCUGAGAAUUUGUGGACUCAAAGAAGGAGAAAGCGGAUCAGUCAAUGAAAUGACAGCAGUCCGAACAUUUCUCAGCGCUUUCCUUAUCCUUGGUCACCCUACACAGGUUUUGAGUAGUAAAGGUGAUAAAGGAGAACAGGAACAGGUAGGAGCGCAACCAAUGAAGAGGGAUGAUUUGGCUAAUCCACAAUUGCAGGACCUCGUUGCAAAAGCCCGAGAUCUUCUUAUUUCUUUUGAAACUGUUUUGUCUAGAUUGACAACUGCAAACAAUUAUACACCUCCUCCAGCUCAGCUUUCAACAUUGUCAGAAGUUUAUGCAACGUUCUUCAACGCUUUUAUCGCUUGGAAAUCGAGAGAUGCAAGUACGCUCAUUGAUAUGAUGGUUUUACAAUUUGUGGAAUUGGAUUCGAUAUGGCAAACUGUGAAAGAUAGUACGGAAGAAUCCGUCACCGAUUCAUAUCGUGAUGGGAUCAGAGACAAUCAACUUAAAUUGAUGGUCAGGAUCAAGAGACUUGCUGGACCAGUUCAGGGGAAGCGAUUAAUUGCGAAUGCUAUCCGAGAAGCAAGAAAGGUUAAACAAACCAAACAACCUACUGGGGAUUCCAGACCUCGUGCGGCAGAAACCGGAUCAGCAUCUCCUGUCAUUGAAGAUUUUAAUGCUUCUGACAAUGCCGUUGCGUCUCAUUUGCAAACUCUCACUCCACCUGCUACACCUGUCAAACAACGCCGUGGACAAGUUACCGAUGCAGAUAAUUUAAGAUCGGUCAAUUCAAUACUUCCAGAUAAUCGAACUUUGGUUCAUGAGUUGGCCAUUAAUAAAGAAUAUCGUAUCUCGAUGGAAGAUUGCCUUCAACAACGAGGGGUCGUUAAUCAACUCAUCUUUGAUUCCAUGAGACAAGAAGUUGCAGCUGGAAACAGUGAUCCUUGGGUUCUUGCAAUGGCCGACAACAUUAAGGGCAAACUUCAACGUCUUCUUACUCCUGGCAAUUCAAUGUACAAACUCAUUGAAGAUUCCCUCGAUACAGAUUUGGUAGCAUCAGAACUCAAGAAUGGCAGGUUCUCUUAUGAAACUUUCUUCAGUUUUAUGGGCAACAUCUUACCUCGUUUAUGUGCUCCUUUCCGAGAUGAUGAGGUAAAAACUCUUACCGAGACUUCUCUCAAAGAAGGAGAUUUUGUCGAUCGUCUUCAAGCAUUGAUGCGCUUCAUCGAUUUAAUGCAACUCGAUUAUGCCAAUUUCAUGCUUCAACAAUCGGCUCCUGAACUGAUCAAGCAUGCUUCCACAUAUGAAACCAAACGUUUCUCGGAAGAAAUGGAAGAGACCAAUAACGAUCUUACUAUUACCACGACAGCUUGGCGCGAAGCUCGUCAAAAAGUUCAUACAGAAGCAGCCCGUCGAGAUCCGGAGAAUGUUGGCUUGGCGAGAAAUAGACCUACGCCUGAGAAAAUAUAUAUUCAGAUGCUGGUAGAUAUAUGUACAUCUGCACCCGGGAGCCCAGUACCAGAAACCUUAAAGUUGGAUAUGGCAAGGAUUGAGACGGCAAGGAAAGAUACUCUUCGAAUCGUCACCACUUCAGCAAUUCUUCUACAGGCCAAAAAUAUCCUUAAGCGAGAUGUUCGAAGUCAAUGGAAAACUGAAGCUUCAAGAGUUUAUUCCGUGCUUGAAAAUUCCAAGGAAUCAGAACAGGCAGAACAAGGCAUCACAGCCGCAUUGGAAAGUAGUAGAAGCAUGCCUAUGGCUACCAAGAAUCAUAUCCGCGAAUUGGUCAAGAGAAUUAUGGCAGCAGCUUCGGCUUUAAGUUCUAGUGAAGGAGAACUUCGUGAACCGGUUAUGAAACUUUUGAUGACUAGGUUGAGAGGUUAUCUCAUUCAUAGAUUGGCAAAGGAGAAUCCAAGGAAUGAUGGGAAUGGUAAUGAAGGGAUUGCGGGGCUAGGUAUGCCAGAGUUUGUGGCGAAGAUUGGAGGGAUUGUGGAGGUGCUUGGGAAGAUGGGGAGAGUAGACAAGGAUGCUCAUGGAAUUUGGUACGAGGUUGUUGAGACUGCGGCUGCGAGUGAGGCUGAAACUUGAUUUGAAUUUUAUCUUUGAGGGAUGGUGAUUUGAUUUCAUGCGGUUGCCGGGUUGGGGUUCUAUGUACAUCCCCUUUCGGCAGGCGUCUUGGGGAUGGGCUUCAUUACCUCGUAGGAAUGGAUGAGGAUUCGGAGUGGGGUAACUUUGAUUUGAAAUAAGCAUGGGAGUUGGUGGCUUGAGGGAUUUAUUUGUUUACCUGCUUGUAUGAUUUCUUGCCUUGCUUUGGGAUGGUUAGGAUAUUAUAUCAUGGAUGGAUGGAUAUGAAUUAUGACCUUUGUUUAUCACUUGGCCUUUUGCUUUUUUGGAGGGUAAUGGAUGGGGGAUAUACAUACAGCGUGGUAGGGAUUGCUGUGGUAUUUGAUAUCACGUACUUUGUCUACAUAUAGCAUAGCAAUGAGUGCGAUGUGGUUUUUGUCCUUGGUAUAAUACAUACAUUUCAUAGGUAAUCAUGGAGUGCAGCAGCGAUGAAAUGGGCUGGGGCUGAGGACUGGGACCAGGUCAUUUUCAUAACAAACCACUCAUAAAACUCUUUCUGAUUGGUCAUAUGUAAUGUGCCGACGCUAGGGCAGGGUUGUUCCAUUUCGACUACACCAAUAUACAUCUUUUAUCUUCA